CUCGGCUGUAGAACCGCUUAGGUUGUCAACAGAUAAGGGGACUGAAACAAGGACCAGAGUGCCCGCGGGCAGAGUACCUCCAGAGCCAAUCGUGCCCAAAGUUUGGUCGCUAUCGUGUGUCGGCAGUGAAGUACAGACAUGGCGUCCAAGGCUGUGUUUGUGCUGGUGUGCUUAGUUGCAACUUGCAAGCUGACGAUCGUUCUGGGAGCAGACUCCGGCACAUGUGACGUAAACAUUAACAAACCACGUACACCAGCGUUUGAGAAAAACCUUAAGGACGUAGCAGUUGAAGCUGCCAAGCCAGACUACUGGAGGAAGCAGGCCAGGGAAACCAUGAAGAAUGCCAUCAAGCUUGGGGAAAACCUGAACAAAAACACAGCCAAGAGCAUCGUCCUGUUCAUCGGGGACGGCAUGAGCAUACCGACCGCAGUCGGAGCCAGGAUCCUGAAGGGGCAGAAGAACGAUAUGCCCGGGGAAGAGGGCUUCCUGUCCUUUGAGAAGUUCCCAUACGUCGGAAUGUCUAAGACCUACAACGUGGACAUGCAAGUGCCGGACUGUGCCAGCACGGCAACGGCCAUCUUGACCGGCGUGAAAACGAAGAGCCGGGUGGUUAGGUCUGAGCGGCGCUGCGGUGCCCGGGGACUGCUCCUCGGCAGCAGGUGCAGUUGGAGCACCGGUAUUGUGACAACUGACGCCAUAGUGGGCAACACGCCAGCGGCCGCCUACGCUCACAGCCCCAACGCCGAAUGGAAACUAGAAUCGCCCACUGGUUGUGCCGUGGACGACAUCGCCAAACAGUUCGUGGGUGAUGGCGUAGAAAUUGACGUUGCUCUGGGAGGUGGUAGGUAUUACUUCAUGAUGGAUGACCAGCCAGACCCGGCCGACUCUGGCGUCACAGGAGGUCGCAGAGAUGCUGACCUCAUCGAGGCUUGGAAGACAAAGUACGGCAAACUAGGGAGUAUGGCUUACGUCACCGACAAGGCAGCCCUGCAGUCUCUCAGUACAUCCACUGAUUACGUGCUCGGGCUUUUCAGCAGGCUAGACAUGUCUUACAACGAGGGCCGGUCGGUGAAAGAACCCAGCCUCUCCGAGAUGGUGGAAAAAGCACUCCAGCUACUCCAAAACAAAAAUCAAAACUACCUCCUUCUGGUAGAAGGAGCGCAUAUCGACACCGGUCAUCGCCAGAACAAAGUGGGGCGUGCUCUUCAUGAAACCCUUGCUAUGGACAAGGCCGUCGAGAAGGUCGUGUCUAUGACAAGCGACCUGGACACCAUGGUCAUUGUCACAGCCGACCAUGGCCAUACCAUGACCAUGGCUGGGUACCCCUGCAGAGGUCAAAACGUUCUGGGGAAGGUGUACGCAAAAGAAGAGUUUGCGCAGCUCAGUGACGGCAGAUCGUACACUACGUUCGGAUACGCGAAUGGCCCGUCAGCCGUAGAAGUACAAAAAAGCUUCGUAGAAAAAGGUGGUCGACCCAUCAUCGAUGACAUUGACACAGAGGAUCUGGACUACCAGGCCCAGUCUCUGGUCCCCUUAGCUGAAGAGACAAACGGUGGGGAGGACGUGCAGAUUUUCGCCAGCGGUCCGCACGCUCACCUGGCCCAAGGUGUUCACGAACAGAGCUACAUCAACACGCUGAUGACGUACGGCGCCUGCCUGGGAAGAUACAAGACACGUACGGGAUGCUAGAUCUGAUAUCGGCUAAUAUCCAACACGAUUAGAGGCUGAUUUUCCAAAUUAACUCCGAGUCCAGCUUCAGUAUCAUAAUUAUCUGCACUAAUAAAAAUUCAGGCCGCAUUUACAGAACGGGACAUUAAUUUGUGUUGAGGAACAUGGGUCUCUUCUGAAACCAAACCGGUUACGAAGCCAAAAUUUGGAAAACGAUUUUAUCAUCAGCCGUGUUAAACACAGUAGUUUCAAAAUGUCAAUUCUACAUUCACGAAUGUACAUAUCACGAAUCAAACAGGAAAACAUCUAUCGAAUUGAAGCCUUCAAGGUUGAUGAGACCAAUAUCUCUUCCCAAGCACAUUAAGAUACGCGUUUUACACCAAUUAUGCAGCUUCACUGUUGUAUUCCUUAGAGAACAUUUGUUAUACAGUUGCAAAUUUUUUACAGCACUACAAUCAUAACCUGUGAAAACCCCCAUCGUGAAAAGUUGGAUUUUGUAUUUAUGUUCGAUGAAGUUAAUGAUGUUCUUGACCUUGGAUUUAUCAGUGUAUUUAACUUUGGAAGGUAAAAUUAUUACAGGAUUUAAGUCAAAGUGUAAAAACUUCGUGGGUGUGGUUAAAAACUGUUUAACCCAUAGCCAUUUUUAAAAACUUAAUUUGUAAUGCGCUACUGUUAAUAUCAUGAACUGGACAUUAAAAUGUCAGCAAUCACCACUCCUAUCAUGCAGUCGGUUUG
Acanthaster planci (crown-of-thorns starfish) is the source of this 2403-nucleotide messenger RNA. RefSeq names its product alkaline phosphatase-like. The record is from RefSeq and is a predicted model, not a curated record. Gene Ontology annotation, molecular function: alkaline phosphatase activity. Lineage: Eukaryota; Metazoa; Echinodermata; Asteroidea; Valvatida; Acanthasteridae. Gene Ontology annotation, biological process: dephosphorylation.